CCGUUACCUCCCCGCGGGUCUCGCGAGAGCCUCGCGCGCGGGGCGGGGGGGGGCGGCGGGAGCCCCAGCGCGAGCGGCGCCAGCGCAAGGAUCCGGCCCGGCUCCCUCAGGCUGCUGCAGGAUGGGUGACGACCGGCCCUUCGUGUGCGGCGCCCCGGGCUGCGGACAGAGGUUCACAAACGAGGACCACCUGGCGGUUCAUAAACACAAGCACGAGAUGACAUUGAAAUUCGGCCCCGCUCGCACCGACUCCGUCAUCAUCGCAGAUCAGACUCCGACCCCGACUCGGUUCCUGAAGAACUGUGAGGAGGUGGGACUCUUCAACGAGCUGGCCAGCUCCUUCGAGCACGAGUUCAAGAAAGCUGCUGAGGAUGAUGAGAAAAAGGGCUCCGGGGCCCUGGACAUGUCCCUGCCCUCCACCCCGGACAUCAAGAUCAAGGAGGAGGAGCCGGUGGAGGUGGACUCGUCCCCGCCGGACAGCCCCGCGUCCCGGCCGCGCUCGCCCCAGCACAAGGACAAGGAGCUCCCCUCCAGGCCACUGCUGCUCUCCACACCCACGCCCACCAUCGUGCGGCCGGGCUCGCUGCCGCUGCCGCUGGGCUACGACGCCCUGCACGCCACGCUGCCCUCGCCCACCUCCGUCAUCACCCAGGCACCCCCGUCCAACCGGCAGCUGGGGUCUCCCACGGGCUCGCUGCCGCUCGUGGUGCAGCUCGCCAACGGCCAGGCCAUGCCCGUGCUCCCCGGGCCCCCCGUGCAGAUGCCGUCGGUCAUUUCGCUGGCCCGGCCCAUGGCCAUGGUGCCCAACAUCCCUGGCAUCCCUGGGCCCCCCAUCAACAGCAGCGGGUCCAUCUCGCCCUCAGGACUGCCCGUGCACUCCGAAGCCAAGAUGAGGCUGAAGGCCAGCCUGGCAGCAUCAUCCUCGCUGAACGGCGGCGGGCUGGCGCCGGGCUCGGCCAGCACCAUGGUGAGCGCGCGGCCGGAGCAGAGCCAGAGCCUGGGGCAGCACCCGGACGCGCCCUCCCCUGCCCAGCCACAGGUGUCCCCUGCCCAGCCCACGCCCAGCACGGGCGGGCGCCGCCGGCGCGCGGCCGACGAGGACCCGGACGAGCGGCGGCAGCGGUUCCUGGAGCGGAACCGCGCGGCCGCCUCGCGCUGCCGCCAGAAGCGCAAGCUCUGGGUGUCCUCCCUGGAGAAGAAGGCCGAGGAACUCACCAGCCAGAACAUCCAGCUGAGCAACGAGGUGACGCUGCUGAGGAAUGAGGUGGCUCAGCUGAAGCAGCUGCUGCUGGCCCACAAGGACUGUCCUGUCACGGCCCUGCAGAAGAAGACUCAGGGCUACCUGGAGAGCCCCAAGGAGAGCUCGGAGGCCUCGGGCUCGCCGGCGCCCGUCAUCCAGCACAGCUCGGGCCCGGGCGCGCACAACGGGCCCCGCCCGGAGCCCGCGGCCGGGCAAAGGACAGAGCUGGCCGUGCCCGCGGCCGCGCCCGUCAUCAUGGCCCCACAGCCGCAGUCUGCCGGCAGAUGA
This is a messenger RNA of Prinia subflava (tawny-flanked prinia), 1528 nucleotides long. RefSeq names its product cyclic AMP-dependent transcription factor ATF-7-like. Gene Ontology annotation, biological process: regulation of transcription by RNA polymerase II. NCBI's taxonomy places the organism in Eukaryota, Metazoa, Chordata, Aves, Passeriformes, Cisticolidae. The transcript has 12 exons. The record is from RefSeq and is a predicted model, not a curated record. Gene Ontology annotation, molecular function: DNA-binding transcription factor activity, RNA polymerase II-specific; cAMP response element binding. The coding region runs from base 122 to 1528 and encodes 468 amino acids.